Dichotomopilus funicola is the source of this 804-nucleotide messenger RNA. RefSeq names its product serine hydrolase FSH. NCBI's taxonomy places the organism in Eukaryota, Fungi, Ascomycota, Sordariomycetes, Sordariales, Chaetomiaceae. The record is from RefSeq and is a predicted model, not a curated record. Bases 1 to 804 code for a protein of 267 amino acids. The transcript has a single exon. Gene Ontology annotation, molecular function: hydrolase activity. Gene Ontology annotation, cellular component: nucleus; cytoplasm. Gene Ontology annotation, biological process: secondary metabolite biosynthetic process.
AUGUAUUUUGAGACCUGGGUACUGGAUGAAAAGGCCGAUGCGGCCGUCGUGACUGAAAGGGAACUCGACGCUCGGCCACGAAUUCUUUGCCUGCAUGGUGGCGGCGUCUCGGCAGCCAUCUUCCGCGCCCAAGCCCGUGCUUUGAUCCGGCACCUGCCCGACUUCCGGCUUGUCUUUGCCGAUGCCCCGUACCUGAGCGAGCCCGGUCCGGGAAUCGUCCCGGUCUACGAGACUUGGGGGCCGUUCCGUCGUUGGUUGCGCUGGAAGAACCAUCACCCAGAGCUCGACGACCACACGGCAGCCGACACUAUCAUCUCCGGCCUGGAACAGUGCAAAGAAGACGACGAAGGCGUCGGGCCAUGGGUGGCACUUCUCGGCUUCAGCCAAGGCGCUAAGAUCGCCGCCAGUCUUCUCUAUGAGCAACAGAUCCGCAAAGAACGGGAAGGUUAUGCCGACACCGACUACCGGUUUGGCGUUCUGCUCGCCGGUCGCGGUCCCUUACUCAGUUUCUCCCACCACAGCGUCAGCCCGGCACUCAUGACGCCCGCCCAGCUUAGCAUGCAAGAAUUCGACUACCCGUUUCCAUCACCACACGUCCUGAGGAUACCGACCAUCCAUGUUCAUGGGUUACAAGAUAUCGGACUUCCAUAUCACCGGAAGUUGGCGUGGCAGUACUGUGACCCGAAGACGUCCACAACGAUAGAAUGGAAUGGGAAUCACAGGGUCCCCAUAAAACGGGACGAUGUGACGAGGGUGGCUUUAGAGAUUUACCGGACAGCGAGGAAACAAGGCGUUAUCGUGUAA